Molecule: messenger RNA, 900 nt
Organism: Closterium sp. NIES-65
Lineage: Eukaryota; Viridiplantae; Streptophyta; Zygnematophyceae; Desmidiales; Closteriaceae
Source: the annotation of a GenBank genome assembly
AUGCUCACAGGAUUCAGUGCUCUAACGUUCUCCCAUGCUCCCAUCCCAUGCUCACAUGCUCCCAUCCGCAUUACAGGAGCAGCCAGGGACGCAUCAAUGAAUGCGCGACUGAAGGUGGGCUCCCAAGUGAGUACUUCCCAAUGCUCCAUGUUCUCCAACCCUACUACGACAGGAGCAGCCAGAGACCCGAACCCGGACGCGCAGCUGCAGGUGGGCACGCGGGGCGAAGACGAUUGCCAAGGCAGCCAAGUCCGUCCGCUGCAUCAUAGGCACGCAGUGUGCCCCACCAACUUCUCAUGUGCUGCAACCACGGACCGCAGGGGAGUGGCGUGUGUCUGCGAGGGCAACACCCAAAGCACGGACGGCUCAUGCACGGUCGAUGAGGAGUAUUAUACUGCUCCUGAGCCCGCACCCUCACCAACAGACAAACCAACGGAUACCCCACCUGUAAAUACCGGCGUGGACUGCUCUGCUGCCCUCACCCGGGGUCAAACACUGAACGUGACUGAAAGGGACGACCUGGCCUCAUGCUCUGUCUUCUACUUCAUUCAACCGGGCGACACAUGCGAGUCAGUGGCAGCCUCUCUCGGCCUCUCUUCCUCCUCCCUGCCGCUACUCAACCCCGGCUCCGUCUGCUCCUCGCCCCUCAAUCCCUCCCGCUCCCUCUGCAUUGAGCGGGACGAUGGGAAGGUGGGGACUGGGGAGCAGCGUUGCAAUUCACUCUACUCGGUCAGCUGCACGAGCAGCUGCACUGCGGUGGUGGGGGACCGUCAGCUGGUAUCCUUGCUGGAGCUCUACCGGCUGAACCCAGGGCUCGUGUGCUACAGCUCAGUGAAUGCUGGCCGGGAGGUGAGUCGCAGGAGGCUUGCUGCAUGGAGCAUUGCCGGUUUGAGUGAUUGA